Messenger RNA from Closterium sp. Naga37s-1, 2242 nucleotides. The record is from the annotation of a GenBank genome assembly. Lineage: Eukaryota; Viridiplantae; Streptophyta; Zygnematophyceae; Desmidiales; Closteriaceae.
AUGAAUGCGCCAAUAGUUGAGUCGACCCAAACACUGCUGUGUGCAUCUGCACUGGUUUCCUCUCUACUCUCCUCCCCACUCUCCCCCUCUUCCGCCCACCCCCACCCCCACAGACUCUCUUUCCCACGCACUCACGCACACUUCUUUCUCUCUCUCUCUUCCUUGAAUCCCCCCCCACCGCCAUUCCUGGGCCUGCUGUGCCCCUCACAGCAACAGGAAGCAGGCAGUGAGGUGUGGAGGGCGGCAUGGGCUGUGGGUGGGUGGAGCAGGCGGAGGAAAAAGGUGAGCGCAGGGAGGAGGGCAGGAAAGGGGAGAAUGGGCGGCAUGAGUAUGGAGGCCGUGGUUCUCUCUUGCACUGCACUCCUGUCCUUUGACGUGCAGUUUCCACGUGAAGAGACUCUCAGGGACGUGAAAGAGAGUGGCAGGGAGGGUAGGGACGGCAGCAGGGGAGUGGCGAAUGCAGGCAUGCAAGACACCCUGAGCUACUUUGAUGGUGCAAGCUCACAGCAGCAGCCGCACGACGGUUCCCCCUUCACCCGCCACUCCACCUCGUCCCGCUUCGUCCUCCCCUCCGUGUCCACAUCCUUCCUCUGCCCCUUCCUGACGGAGCCCGUUCCUGACGGAGGUGCGCGUGGGGGCGAGCAAGCAGCGGUUCAUAGUGCUGGUGGACACGGCGUCCGACCUCUUCUGGCUGCCCUGCAACUGCAUCCAGUGCGCCACCCAGAGCUCCGUGCCUGGCGUGUGCGCCUACCAGAGGGAAAGGGAGGGGGAAAGAGCAGGAGUAGGGGAGAGGGUGACAGGGGAAGAGGGGGAGAGGGGGGAAGAGAGACGCGUUUCACUCUCUCCUGUGCUCAUUGCUCAUCAUCCCAUACCCUCCUCUCAUUCCUUGCCGCCUCUCUCCCCCUCCCCCACUCUCUCCCCCUUCCCCAUACUUCCCCCGCUGCCAUCCUGUUCAUUGCCCCUCUCACUCCCACACCCAACCCCAACCAGCCCGUGCAACCCCCGUACGACCCAGCCCUCUCAGCGACCUCCCAGUCCAACUUCUGCUUCUCGCCAGCGUGCACGUCCUUCGCCGCACAGGACAAGACAGCCUCCGUGGGCUGCCUCGUCUCCUCCGCGCUGCCAGCGCCGGACCCGCUGUGCCAGUACGCGGCUACCUACACGGGGCCUGAGGGCGGCAGCGUGGGGAAUCUGCUCAGGGAUGCCCUGCACGCUGCUGUUUUAGCACGGCAGCGUGACCUCCGGGUGCGGGCGGUACCAGACCGGCUUCCUAGCCGGCACAAGCGUGGCCCCAAACGGUGCGGGCGGUACCAGACAGGCUUCCUAUCCGGCACGAGCGCGGCCCCAAACGGUGUGUUUGGCAUGGGACGGGGGGCGCUCUCCCCUCUCUCGCAGCUGUCAGCGCAGGGCGCCAUGAGCAACGCCUUCUCGCUCUGCAUGGAGGGCGACCCGGGCGCACGCACCACUGCCUUUGCCACUUCUGCUGUCGGGGGGAACGCGACGGGUGCGGGCGCGCAGGGCGCCAUGAGCAACGCCUUCUCGCUCUGCAUGGAGGGCGACCCGGGCGCACGCGUCACUGCCUUUGCCGCUUCUGCUGCUGCCGCUGCUGCUGGGGGGAAUGCGGAGGUUGCGGGGGGGGAGGCGGGGGGUGUGGGAGUAGGCGCGGGGAAGCUGCUGAUGGGCGUGAAGGGCGUGCCUGCUGGCGCGCAGUCCACCCCCAUUGUGUCCAGCGACUUUGAGCCAUUCUACUUCAUCAACGUCACCGGCAUGGCAGUGGGGAACGCCACGCUCGCCCUGCCGCGCUCCGCCUUCCCGCCCCUGGACGCCUCUGGCAACGGCGGCACCGUUCUCGACUCCUCCGCUUCCAUCACUGUGCUGCCCACGCAGGCCUACCAGGCCAUGGCCACUCAGUACCUGGUGGCGGUGCCGGGCCUGAAGUACGACUAUACUCUCAGCGACCAGCAGGGAGUCGACUGCCUCAACGCCUCCGCCUACGCUCAGCCAACAGAGAGCGCCUUCCUUGCCCAGUUCCCCACGCUCUCGCUCAUCCUCGCCAACGGAGCACUCUUCACAGUGCAGCCCUCCGCAUACCUCUACCUUGUGCGAGCGGACGUGAUCUGCUUCGCCAUCACCCCCUCGCUCAACAGCAACCAGCACACCAUCAUCCCGGACUCAUGGCUGACCAACCGCUACAUGGUGUUUGACAAUGAGGCCAACAAGCUCUCCUGGCUUGACACCAACU